AAGUAAUUGGAGCAAGGUAGCAGCAGUACUGAUUUCCUGUCACCUGGUAGCUACUAGAGAUAGCACCCCCCGGCCUGGUCUAUUUCAUUCGCCCUCAAGUUCUUGAGCCACCAGAAGCAGCAAACUGAUCAGCCCUUGGAGCCUGGAAGCCUUGAAAAUUGGAAGUCGUGGAAAUUCAGGAGUUUUGAGAACAGAAAAUGACGACACCCAGAAAUUCAGUGAUUGGAAUGUUCCCAGCAGAGCCCAUGAAAGGCCCCGUUAGGCUGCAGGCUACUCCCAAAGUAAACCUCAGGAGGGUGUCUUCCCUGGUGGGCCCCACGCAAAGCUUCUUCAUGAGAGAAUCAAAGGCUCUGGGGGCUGUCCAGAUCAUGAAUGGACUCUUCCAUCUUGCCCUGGGUGGCCUGCUGUUGAUCCCCACUGGGGUCUACGCACCCAUCUGUGUGACGGUGUGGUACCCGCUCUGGGGAGGCACUAUGUUCAUUAUUUCUGGAUCACUCCUGGCAGCCACAGAGAAGAGCUUCAGGAAGAAUCUGAUCAGAGUAAAAGUGAUAAUGAACUCAUUGAGCCUCUUUGCUGCCAUUUCUGGAAUAAUUCUUUUGAUCAUGGACAUACUUAAUAUUACAAUGUCGCAUUUUUUAAAACUGGAAAGUCUGAAUCUUAUUAAAACUCCCGUGCCAUAUGUUAACAUAUACAACUGUGAACCAGCUAAUCCUGCUGAGAAAAACUCUGCAUCUACACAAUUCUGUUACAGCAUGCAAUCUGUUUUCUUAGGCAUUUUGUCAGUGAUGCUCAUCUUUGCCUUCUUCCAGAAUCUUGUAACUGCUGGUAUUGUUGAGAAUGAAUGGAAAAGGACUUGCUCCAGGCACAAAGCUAGUGUGGUUUUCCUGACAGCUGAAGAAAAAAAAGAACAGACAAUUGAAGUGAAAGAAGAAAUGUUUGAACUAACUGAAGUAUCUUCCCAACCAAAGAAUGAAGAAGACAUUGAAAUUAUCCCAAUCCAAGCAGAAGAAGAAGAAGUAGAAGAAGAAGGAGAAACAGAAAUAAACUUUCCAGAGCCGCCUCAAGAUCAGGAAUCCUCCCCAAUAGAAAACGAUGGCUCACCUUAAACUUCUGCUUUUCUUGUCUAAGCAUUAGUGUUUAGAGCUUUUCAGGCCAUCAUCGACCACUCUGUCGUUGUGUUCCAUAUUUCCUUCUGAUCAGUGCCUAGAGUGCUGCAGCUUUCUGUCUUUCACACUCAAAGAGCGUAGCAAUUGUAGCAGAUUGUAUCUUUGUGGACCUCACUUGAGAAAACUUGCUUAAAUUGAAACAAGGGCAAAAUAAGUGCUGCAGAAUAUAAUCUCCCACCAACUUUUCCUCCAAUAGACGUUUUAGUAGUAAUAGAAGUAGUUUUUGCACAUCUUUACCAGCAACGUGGAGACGCCGCAGCUGAUGGAAACGAUUUAUGACUGUUUCAUCCCAUCCCUCUACUAUCUUUAACUCUACAUCUUUGGCAGCUCCUCUUUGGUAUUAUUGUUUAAAGGAAAAUAAAUAUAAUGAGGAAUAA
Dipodomys ordii (Ord's kangaroo rat) is the source of this 1543-nucleotide messenger RNA. It is a transcript of the gene Ms4a1, whose product is annotated as membrane-spanning 4-domains, subfamily A, member 1. Gene Ontology annotation, biological process: cell surface receptor signaling pathway. Gene Ontology annotation, cellular component: plasma membrane; external side of plasma membrane. The transcript is spliced from 7 exons. Bases 198 to 1106 code for a protein of 302 amino acids. The record is from RefSeq and is a predicted model, not a curated record. NCBI's taxonomy places the organism in Eukaryota, Metazoa, Chordata, Mammalia, Rodentia, Heteromyidae.